CCAUCACAGAUCUGCACGGAACUGAACGGUCACGUCCACUAUAUCAUCCACUCAAGCCAAAACUCACCCACUCUCUCUCUCUCUCUCUGAAAGAACGCAAGGUCUUGAGGUAUCCCAUGGCGCCCAAGAAACGAAGAGCCGAAGAGGUCAAGGCUGUAGCAAAGCCCUAUCUGACGUCAUCCCGCGUGACUCGGAGCUCCACCCGCCGAGCCACCGCUAACUCGUCUGCUGACUCGGUGGUCCCUCCGCCGGUCGAGUCUCAGAAGAAAAAGAGGAAAAAGGCCUCCGAGAAGACGAACGCUGCCCCCGAGGUGGCUGCGCCGGUGAAGGGGAAAGCGAAGCUGGUGGCAAGCGCUAACGCUGCUUCCAAGACCAUUGUGAUUGAGCACUGCAAACAGUGCAAUUCAUUCAAGACAAGGGCUCAUCAGGUGAAGAAUGGUUUAGAAAAUCAUGUUUCUGGUAUCACAGUGCUGCUCAACCCAGAUAAGCCAAGACGAGGAUGCUUUGAGAUACGAGAGGAAGGUGGCGAGAAAUUCAUCAGUCUUCUGGACAUGAAACGACCCUUUAAGAAGAUGAAAGAUCUUGACAUGGAAAAGGUCAUUUCUGAUAUUGUUGACAAGGUUAAAUGACAAGCCCGAUUACAUACCAUUGGAUUUCAGUUGCUUUUGGUCAUCAAACUUUCUUGCUGUGGUAUAUUUGUUGUAUUGCUUGAAGCAAAUGAAGUAGUGUUAAAAGUUUUUUGAUGAUAGAAACCUUCGGUGAGCAGCAGAAAUUUUAUUAGCACAGGAGAGUAGAGUACAGACAACUAGGCCAGAAAAGGGAUUUGGUUCAAAACUCGUCUUCCCCAAUAGUGAUUUUCAAGGUCUCUCUUUGCUUC
Molecule: messenger RNA, 877 nt
Organism: Malania oleifera
Lineage: Eukaryota; Viridiplantae; Streptophyta; Magnoliopsida; Santalales; Ximeniaceae
Exons: 4
Coding region: 117-629 (170 amino acids)
Cellular component (GO): Golgi apparatus
Source: RefSeq, a predicted model, not a curated record